Acaromyces ingoldii is the source of this 2132-nucleotide messenger RNA. RefSeq lists its product as hypothetical. The coding region runs from base 204 to 1937 and encodes 577 amino acids. The record is from RefSeq and is a predicted model, not a curated record. NCBI's taxonomy places the organism in Eukaryota, Fungi, Basidiomycota, Exobasidiomycetes, Exobasidiales, Cryptobasidiaceae. The transcript has a single exon.
GGCGCGCCGCGAGGGCAUCUCUCUCGGCUUCGAGGACGAUGGCCUGCUCGACGUCGAAAAGGAGCAGGAGGCCUUUUCCCGUUCCCUGCAUGGCGGCCGGGCCGAGGUGAGCCUGAGCAUUCAAGAGGGUGAGUAGUCAUGAUCUGCACCGGCCCGCGGAAUGAGGGCCAAGCGCAUUUGCGCGCGCCUGCCACGGGCAUUCCAUGCCCCGCUUGCUUUCCAACUCCUGCUCAAUCCUGACUGACUUGCAAUCGCUCCUCCUCCUCCUCCGUGAUGUCCGCCCUCUUGCCCAUCUACCUGCAACAGCGCGCGAUCCUCACCACCAAGUUGUGCAAGACACCACGCCGGCUUCCAAGGUGCCCCCAAGCGUCGUCCUCACCCCGCCCGACCUCUCCUCCACACCCAUGUCGCCCAUCGCAGGCUGGGUCGAAGCGCCGCCGACCGAGGGCAACAACCAGGAUGUGCCCAACCUGCACGCCUCGUCCAAGACGCCUGUCCCUCGUGACUUUCAGCGGUCUUCCUCUUCGAGCAGCACUGGCGACUCCAACUCCCAUUUCUUCAGCUACGAAGCUCAGCCCUCGCGCCGAUCUGCCGGCCCGCGGCCAGUAUCCUCGUGCGGCGAUGGUGAGCAGAUCGACGACUUUAUCGGCAGGCCGCAAUCGCCAGAGGACGUCAAGCGCGCUAGACCCUCGAGGGAAACGGUGGCCAUUGGCAGCAGGCAGGCCACGCUGAGGCACAGGAGGCAAUCGGAGCGAUCCAAAGCAGCGGCGGCAGCGGCCGCCGCCGCCGCUGCUGAUGCGAGACAAGAGUGGGACGAUAGCAGUAGGACAAAGACGCCUACGGCUGCGGCGGCAUUGGACGCUGCACCGCCGCCUGCGAUCGGCGACGAAACCUUGCCCGCCUCGGCACCUGCGACUGUUGUAUCAUCAUCACAAGAACAGGAUCAGGAUCAGGAUCAGGAAGGACAACAGCAGGAGCUGGGAAUCGAGCCAGCCUCUGGCCAGGCUAGUGCAUCAUCGGCAGUCGCACCUGCGCCAGCGUCGGCCCCAGCAGCACAUGCGCCUUCAACGCUGCUGACUUCUCCUCAGCCAAGACGGGCCGCGCUUCACUUCUUCGGCAGAAGAAGGGAAGCCUCGCAGUCGUCUGUCGGAUCGACUGGCGAGGACGUGCUCGAACGAUUGGCCGACACACCAACGCAGUCUGGCAAGGCCAAGAAGGACAGCAAUGUUGCUUCGCCCGCUGGCGGCGGCUUCUGGCGCCUUGGAGGAAAGAAGACGGCCAAAGACGACCGGCCGUCCUCCUCGGCUGGAAAGCAGGCCAGGCCAUCGUCUGCUGGUUCGGCCCCACCGGCGGCUCUGCCAGCGUCCGCCACUGCGCUCAGUUCGGGCGAAGUGGAGAACAAGGAGCCGUCGCCAGCACUGUCGCGAAGAAAUUCAACACAGGUGGGCAAGCCAGACAACAAGGACUCAAGCUCCGCCGCCAAGCUCUGCAAGGGAAAGGCAAGACGUCUAGGCGCGCUCGGUGCCGACAUGCAGCCGAUGAUGGUCAAGGUGCGAGCCAAGAACAAAUCUUCAAAGGAUCGCGACUUUGGUCGCCUCUUCCUGGCUCAGGAGCUGGCGCUCGGUGGAGCAGACGGUUCGUCAACGCCGAAACCUCGACCAGUCUCCUCUUCAGGUCUGCCAUCCGUGGCGGCGUCUUCUUCCCCAAACCCAUCUUCGAACACGGAUGACGCCAAGCUGCCAAACGUCGAGAGUAUGGGAAGCGUGAGCAGUGCAACAAGCAGUAACUUGAGUGCACCCAACUCGACAUCCGCCCACAAGAGGAAGAAGGCGACAUGGGCCAUGAAAUUCAGCCUCGACGGAAAGCAUCUUGCAGUGGCGGUGAGUCCAGCUCGCGGGGGGACGACGACAACAUGCAGAAGCAGAACCCUUUACUAGACUGCUGACACUGCUUCACCUUCUAUUUAAAAGGGCCAAGACGCCAUUAUUAGAGUGUAUGCGGUGCUCGAUAGCCCCGAGGCCAGGGCCAAAUUGCUCGACGAAGAGGUCAAGGCUGCGGCGCUAGCCCCUCCUCUGCACUCGCUAGGCAAGAGUGGAUCCUCCACCAGCCUCGGCAGCAACGCAAGCUCCAAU